Messenger RNA from Myotis davidii, 6279 nucleotides. It is a transcript of the gene ADAMTS3, whose product is annotated as ADAM metallopeptidase with thrombospondin type 1 motif 3. Gene Ontology annotation, biological process: proteolysis; extracellular matrix organization. Gene Ontology annotation, molecular function: metalloendopeptidase activity. The record is from RefSeq and is a predicted model, not a curated record. Gene Ontology annotation, cellular component: extracellular matrix. The transcript is spliced from 22 exons. Lineage: Eukaryota; Metazoa; Chordata; Mammalia; Chiroptera; Vespertilionidae. Bases 558 to 4166 code for a protein of 1202 amino acids.
GGCGAGCGGCCCACUCCUCCCACCUCCUCCGCCAGCCUCCUCCUCCCUCCGGCUCCUCCCGCCCCCACCUCUGUGUGCGCGGCGGAGUCGCCCUCUCCCUGCCUCUUUCUCCCGCUCCCGCUCGCUCGUCUCUUUCGCUCGUACUUCCCCCUGCUGUGCUUUGGGGGACCCAAGCAUUCUCGGCGCGGAUCGUGGGGAUCAAUGGUGCUAGGGAAGCCUAGAGAAAGCCGCGCUGGGCAGAGCUAGUUGGCAGCCCCGGUCCCUUCCCCCUCUCCCGGCGCAGCCCGUGCGGGCGCGCAGCACCUUCUCGCUCCUGCGCUCUGUUGGGGAGGACGGGGUGAGAAGGUGAAGUGGAAAGACUGCAGAGCACAGGGGGCCAGUCUCAGAGCUCAGAUUUCAUUUUCAUUGAAGCAAAGCACAGAAGAUAAGGUUUUUAUUUUUUCUAUUCUGCUUUUUAUCACCCCCUUAAUUUUUUUUUUUACAAGAAACUUAUUUUGGGGGGUGUAUGCUCUGGGCAUUUGCUUUGCCCAGUAGUUGAAAAGUCAACUCGACUCGUGAUGGUUCUCCUGUCACUUUGGUUGAUAGCAGCCGCUCUGGUACAGGUUAGGACUUCAGCUGAUGGACAAGCUGGUAAUGAAGAAAUGGUGCAAAUAGAUUCACCAAUAAAGAGACACAAAGAGUAUGAGCUGGUGACUCCAGUCAGCACAAAUCUAGAAGGACAUUAUCUCUCUCAUAUUCUUUCUGCAAAUCACAAAAAGAGGUCAACAAGGGACGUGUCUCCCAACUCUGAGCAAUUGUUCUUUAAUAUCACGGCAUUUGGAAGAGAUUUUCAUCUGCGACUAAAACCCAACACUCAGCUCAUAGCUCCUGGGGCUGUUGUGGAAUGGCAAGAAAUAUCUCCGGCGCCUGGGAAUAUAACCGACCCUGUUAAUGAUCGUCAACCAGGAAGUGCUUCUGAAAGAAUCUGGAAAACGGAGCCUUUGCAGACCAACUGUGCUUACGUUGGUGACCUCAUGGACAUUCCGGGAACCUCUGUUGCCAUUAACAACUGUGAUGGUCUGGCUGGAAUGAUAAAAAGUCAUGAUGAUGAGUAUUUCAUUGAACCCUUGGAAAGAGGUAAGCAGAUGGAGGAAGAAAAGGGAAGGAUUCAUGUUGUCUACAAGAGAUCAGCAGUAGAACGGGCUCCCAUAGACAUGUCCAAAGACUUCUACUACAGAGAGUCAGCGCUGGAAGGCCUUGAUGAUCUAGGUACUGUUUACCACCAUGUUGACCGGCAGCUGAACCAAACAAUUAGGCGUCGCAGACAUGCAGGAGACAACGAUUACAACAUUGAAGUGCUGCUGGGAGUGGAUGACUCUGUGGUCCGUUUCCAUGGCAAAGAGCACGUCCAAAACUACCUCCUCACUCUGAUGAACAUUGUGAAUGAAAUUUACCAUGAUGAGUCCCUCGGAGUACAUAUAAAUGUGGUCCUGGUGCGCAUGAUCAUGCUGGGUUAUGCAAAGUCCAUCAGCCUCAUAGAAAGGGGAAAUCCAUCCAGAAGCUUGGAGAAUGUGUGUCGCUGGGCUUGCCAACAACAAAAAUCUGAUCCCAACCACUCUGAACACCAUGAUCACGCAAUUUUCUUAACCAGGCAAGACUUUGGACCUGCUGGAAUGCAAGGAUAUGCGCCAGUCACAGGCAUGUGUCAUCCAGUGAGAAGCUGUACCCUGAAUCAUGAGGAUGGUUUUUCAUCUGCUUUUGUAGUGGCCCAUGAAACCGGCCAUGUGCUGGGAAUGGAGCAUGAUGGACAAGGCAAUAGGUGCGGCGAUGAGACUGCUAUGGGAAGCGUCAUGGCUCCGUUGGUGCAAGCAGCGUUUCAUCGUUACCACUGGUCCCGAUGCAGUGGCCAAGAAUUGAAAAGAUACAUCCAUUCCUAUGACUGUCUCCUUGAUGACCCAUUUGAACAUGAUUGGCCCAAACUCCCAGAACUUCCUGGAAUCAAUUAUUCUAUGGAUGAGCAAUGUCGUUUUGACUUUGGGGUUGGUUAUAAAAUGUGCACUGCGUUCCGAACCUUUGACCCAUGUAAACAGCUGUGGUGCAGCCAUCCUGAUAACCCUUACUUUUGUAAGACUAAAAAGGGACCCCCACUUGAUGGGACUGAAUGUGCUUCUGGAAAAUGGUGCUACAAGGGCCAUUGCAUGUGGAAGAAUGCUAAUCAACAAAAACAAGAUGGCAAUUGGGGAUCAUGGACCAAAUUUGGCUCCUGUUCCCGGACGUGUGGAACUGGUGUUCGUUUCAGAACACGCCAGUGCAACAAUCCAAUGCCCAUCAAUGGUGGUCAGGAUUGUCCGGGUGUUAAUUUUGAGUACCAGCUUUGUAAUACAGAUGAAUGCCCCAAGCACUUUGAAGACUUCAGAGCACAGCAGUGCCAGCAGCGUAACUCCCACUUUGAAUACCAGAACACCAAGCACCACUGGAUGCCCUAUGAACAUCCUGACUCCAAGAAAAGAUGCCACCUUUACUGUCAAUCCAAAGAGACUGGCGAUGUUGCCUACAUGAAACAGCUGGUACACGAUGGGACGCGCUGUUCCUACAAAGACCCGUACAGCAUAUGUGUGCGAGGAGAGUGUGUGAAAGUGGGCUGUGAUAAAGAAAUUGGCUCUAACAAGGUUGAGGAUAAGUGUGGUGUCUGUGGAGGAGAUAAUUCUCAUUGUCGAACUGUGAAGGGGACCUUUACCAGAACUCCCAGGAAGCUUGGGUACCUUAAGAUGUUUGAUAUACCCCCUGGUGCUAGACAUGUGUUAAUCCAAGAAGACGAGGCUUCUCCUCAUAUUCUUGCUAUUAAGAACCAGGCUACAGGCCACUAUAUUUUAAAUGGCAAAGGGGAAGAAGCCAAGUCACGGACCUUCAUUGAUCUUGGUGUGGAAUGGGAUUAUAAUAUUGAAGAUGACAUUGAAACUCUUCACACAGAUGGACCUCUGCACGAUCCUGUUAUUGUUUUGAUUAUACCUCAGGAGAAUGAUACCCGCUCUAGCCUUACAUAUAAGUACAUCAUCCAUGAAGACUCCGCACCUACAAUCAACAACAACAAUGUCAUCCAGGAAGAACUAGACACUUUUGAGUGGGCUUUGAAGAGCUGGUCUCAGUGUUCCAAACCCUGUGGUGGAGGUUUCCAGUACACUAAAUACGGAUGCCGUAGGAAAAGUGACAAUAAAAUGGUUCAUCGCAGCUUCUGUGAAGUCAACAAAAAGCCGAAACCUAUUAGAAGAAUGUGCAAUAUUCAAGAGUGUACACAUCCACUCUGGAUAGCAGAAGAGUGGGAGCAUUGCACCAAAACCUGUGGGAGUUCCGGCUACCAGCUUCGCACUGUGCGCUGCCUUCAGCCCCUCCAUGAUGGCACCAACCGCUCUGUGCACAGCAAGUACUGUGUGGGUGACCGGCCUGAGAGCCGCCGGCCUUGUAACAGAGUGCCCUGCCCAGCCCAGUGGAAAACGGGGCCCUGGAGUGAGUGCUCUGUGACCUGCGGUGAAGGGACGGAGGUGAGGCAGGUCCUCUGCAGGGCCAGUGACCACUGUGACGGGGACAAGCCUGAGGCCACCAGAGCCUGUCAGCUGCCUCCCUGUAAUGAUGAGCCAUGUCUGGGAGAUAAAUCCAUAUUCUGUCAAAUGGAGGUGCUGGCGCGGUACUGCUCCAUCCCAGGUUAUAACAAGUUGUGCUGUGAGUCCUGCAGCAAACGCAGCAGCACCCUGCCACCGCCCUUCCUUCCUGAAGCUGCUGAAACUCGUGAUGAAGUUAUCUUUAACCCCAGUGACCUCCCUGGAUCCCUAGUGAUGCCUACAUCUUUGGUUCCUUACUAUUCAGAGACUCCUGCUGAGAGGAAGAAAUCUUUGAGUAGGAUCUCUUCAGCAGGCGGUCCAAAUGCAUCUGCUACUCUCAGGCCACACAGUAAACCCGAUGGUGCUAACUUACCCCAGAGGAGAGCUCAGCGAGCAGGAAGUAAGCCUGUGGGACAGGUCUCCCCUGCCACCAGGAGUGGACACCUCACUUCAUCCUCACAAACCGCUGCUGCCCCCUUCCUUGCAGUCCAUGAUUCAACAGGUGCUUCUUCUCAGGCAAGAACCUCAAAGAAAGAGGAAAAGAUUAAUGACAACAGACAUCCGCUAAGAUCGCCCACCUUGGAAAGAUGAAAAGGUGAACCUAAAAGGCUAGAAAUCAGAGGAAAGCCUGGCCAAGCUCCCUCUCCCAGUGGUGCAUACAGCUUGUUUAAAGUGGUCAUCUCCAUACAUUGUCAACUCAUUUUACCUGUAAAUGGAAGAGCAAAAGUGCUGGUUCACUUUCUAGUUGCUUUCCUCCUUUUUUUGUUCUGCAUUAACUCAUUACCAGAAUUCAUUGGAAGAAGGCACCAAAGAAUAUUAACAGAAGGAAAGUGGCUAAGUGUAUUGGUCACUCUCUACAGCAGAAAAGGGACUGGAGCCAUUUGUGCAUAUCAGCUGAUUUUUUGCUUUAAAAGUUAUAGUAAAAAGGAGGUGCCAACGGUUUACACCUUAACAAAAUAUUUUGGAAAUGGAGCAAAGAAUUUGUAGACUUGUAUUUCUAUUUAUCUAUAUUAGAAAUAUUGUAUGAGCAAAUUUGCAGCUGUUGUGUAAAUACUGUAUAUUGCAGAAAUCAGUAUUAUUUUAAGAGAUGUGUUCUCAAAUGAUUGUUUACUAUAUUACAUUUCUGGAUGUUCUAGGUGCUUGUCAUUGAGUAUUGCCUAUUUGACAUUUUUUGGGCUGAUAUUCAAAGCAGAAUGUUACAAAAAAGAAGUUAGAAUUGCAGCUACUGACAAUACCAAGGGUUUUAUUUAAUCAACAGUGUGAUGCUUAAGUUACAGAAAAGGAAAAAAACAACAACAGGUAAGCUGCAGAUAUACAGAUUUCAGCUUACCUAUUACUUUCCAUCCUUUAAUAAAAAAGAAUGGACUGUGGUCACAGGGAACAGAGACCAAUCAAUGAACCUGUGCAAUAAAAAAAUGGAAACUGCUUACCAGGACCUCAAUAGGCACCACUGAUGUGUCUUAUGUUUUUAAGUUGUGUUUUUUUUAUUUUCCCAUUGUUGACACAUCCAAGAAAAAGCAUACUCAAUGUACUGUAAUAAUAACAAAGGAAUAUGUAUUGAGAUAAUUUGUAUGUUGGUAGCUGAACUAGAAUUUAUACUCAAGUAUAGUAGGGCUUUGAAAGCAGGUUCUAAAAAGCAUUUGUCAAUGGUUGCAAUAUUUAUUUUCUGCAUGGUUCACACACCCAAAUGUUCACAACCACAAUGCAUCUGACUGCAAUAAUGUGCUAGUAAUUUAUGCCAGUGGUCACCUUACUCACAGUGAAGCCAGAAAUGCUCUCUCCAGGGAGUAGAUGUAAAGUACUUGUAUAUAGAAUUCAGAACUGAAGAUAUUUAUUAAAAGUUGAUUUUUUCCUUGAUAGUAUUUUUAUGUACUAAAUAUUUACGCUAAUAUCAAUGACAUAUUUUGGCAAACUAGAGAGACAUAUUAGAAAUGCAUGCUUUGUGCUAUGCCUACGGGAGAAACUUAAGCAAACAACAGCCAAAUCAAAGAGCUAAAGCUGAACUAAUUUGAUGUGAUGCAACCAUUUGCAUCUUUAAAGUAGUUGAAAUGAAGUUGAUUUGUUCCCCUUCAAUGAAACAAAAUAUAUGGACUUAGUUAGCUUUUUUUGAAAUAGUGAAUUAGAAACAUUUUUUAAAAAAAGUAUGUGAAAGAGAUAUGCACUUCAUAAAUUACAAUUCAAAAAAUAAAGAAAUAUGCAUGUCCCCAUAAUGGUUUUGAGGUCAGUUUCUGAACUGUUUAAAUGUAUUAUGCAUGCUAACCUUCAUGAAGACAUGUUAACCUUCAAAGCACAGGAUGUGCAAGGACUUUUGCAUUUGAAUCAUGAUAAACUAACAGCUUCACCUAUUGACUCUAUACCUCCAAGGAAUCGCUGCUACUUUGUGCAAGACUUUUGAAAGUCAAAUGAGUUAGGUGAAUUCCAGAUCAUAAAAUAAUCCCGAGCCUCAAGUAAAGGUCAUUCCCCACCCCCAAAAAUGAAUUCUCUCUAGUUUGCUUGCAUGUGUAUACAUCUGGUCCAUAGGAGAGUUUAAAGAGGGUCACACACAUACACCUCCCAUAAAGAUGUACACAUUCGUUAUACUUCUGAUCUUCAAGCUUCCUUUUCUACUAAGCUAAACAUUCUUUUUUUUUUUAUCAAAGUGUACACUACUGAUGCUGUUUGUUGUAUUGGGAGCACGUAGCAAUAAAAAUGUUAAUAAAAUAUA